Molecule: messenger RNA, 1048 nt
Organism: Sinocyclocheilus grahami
Lineage: Eukaryota; Metazoa; Chordata; Actinopteri; Cypriniformes; Cyprinidae
Gene: tcimb
Product: transcriptional and immune response regulator b
Exons: 1
Coding region: 206-496 (96 amino acids)
Biological process (GO): negative regulation of Notch signaling pathway; endothelial cell activation involved in immune response
Cellular component (GO): nucleus; cytosol
Molecular function (GO): Notch binding
Source: RefSeq, a predicted model, not a curated record
UCCCUCAGCGCGUCCUGCUGUGCGCAGCGGGUAAAGUUGGGCGUUCACUUACCGUCCGCAUGACAUCACCUCGAAAGGGAUUUCUCACACUCGGCCAGUCCCCUAUAAAUCCGGCUGUUAUCUCCAACGCUGGAGUCACUGAGAGCACAGCCGCUGCUAUCAAACACGGGACGUCUCGAAAACGGUCUAGCCUGUUUCUACCGCCAUGUCUUCAUACUCUCGCCGCGUCAGUCCCGCCGUGAGCGGCGUCAAGUUUGACACGGCGCACCGCAAGAAAGCGUCGCCGAACAUCUUCGAGAACGUCAACCAAGACGUCCUGGUGAAACUCUUCGAGAAAGCAGGAGACCUGAAGGCGGUGGAGAGAGCCUGGAGCGUCCUCGCGCUGCACCAGGAUCCCGAGGGCAUCUCCAAAGCGCUCAUGGCUCUUCAGCAGGACAAGAAGGACAAAUGUAUGCUCAUUACCGGACUGACGCGCCAGUCGCUGAAGUUUCGUUGAGGGAAGUUUUCGUUGGGAAGCUGUGCAGAUGUGUGCACGGAGAAAGAAACCGUGAUCACUUAUGCUGGAGCCUGGUGUUCCUCAAGGCUUUGUACUGAACUUGUGAUGAUGUCCUUACAGAGUCAUGCUGGCGUGCUGUGAGAAUACAGAGAGAUGAGACUGGACUGAUCCAGAGCUAGAAAGUUGAGCUUAAAGACACCAUGGAGAACAUUUGAAACAUGGACUGAUGCCAUGGGUCAAAUUUGCUUAUGAAGAGAUUCAGUAUCAGCAGUGUCUAUUGCCAUGUAACAGUCUGCUUGGAAAAAAAAUAAUAAUAAAAUUGUUUUGAUCAUCUCAUGAUUCUUCCUUUUUCUUAAAAUGUGUUUUCCUUGAGUAUGAGUCAACACUCGGAUAAUAAAAUGAGUGAAAUAUUUAUAAAUAUUGCUGAAAGCAUUUAGUGAAUGGAUGUCUGCAGGGUGGUUUCCAAGUAGUUUGCAGCUCCAUCUGUUAAAUUCAGAGUUGACAAAACAGCCAUAUUUUUUUAUGAGCACAUGCUUUAAAUGUAUUUGAUUU